This is a messenger RNA of Saccostrea cuccullata (small rock oyster), 789 nucleotides long. Its product is annotated as D-aminoacyl-tRNA deacylase 2-like. The transcript has 3 exons. Gene Ontology annotation, cellular component: cytoplasm. Gene Ontology annotation, biological process: tRNA metabolic process. Bases 24 to 569 code for a protein of 181 amino acids. Gene Ontology annotation, molecular function: D-tyrosyl-tRNA(Tyr) deacylase activity. Lineage: Eukaryota; Metazoa; Mollusca; Bivalvia; Ostreida; Ostreidae. The record is from RefSeq and is a predicted model, not a curated record.
CUUUCGGUUUCUGUUUGUCCGAAAUGACAAGUCAACAACCGAAUGCGAGAAUUAUACUUCAGCAAUGCAUGUCGGCCAAACUGAUGGUUCAACCAGCGAUAGAAGACGAGGAGGCAAAAUAUGUUCACGUAAGAUGCAUAGCUUUUUUUAAAAUCUGGAACCCGAUGCGUUACAAAAGCACAUCUAGAGGAGUGGUAGUCUAUGUCUGUUUUCUACAAGGGGCCAACACAGAUACAGUUGAAAAGAUGGCUAAGGCGGCUUUGAACACCAAAUUAAGUUCCGCAGAGGACGGAAAACUGGUCUCCGUACUUGACCUUCCUGGUGAUGUUCUAAUUAUACCCCAGGCGACCUUGGGAGGAAAUCUGAAGGGCAAGGUCAUGCAGUACCAUAGGAAUAUUCACAAGGAGGAGGGAGAGAAACUGUACAGAGCUUUUGUUGACCUUUGUACACAGACAGUCCAAGGUCACGAUAAAGUAAAGCAGUGUAGUGUAAAGGCAGGAACCUACGGAAAUAGACAAGUGUUCUCUACAGAAACUAAUGGACCAUUCACACACCUUAUAGAGUUCUGAUGAUACACCUUUACAACUCAAAUGAUUCUCAUUAUUAAUUUAUUAUUCAUAUUUUGUUGGGUAGUUGUCACAGUUAUGUAAAUAUAUGUUGGAAAAAUAAAGCUGCAAUGUGACCACUAACUCCAGAGCAAAUGUGGUAUAUUCCAAGUUCAAAAGGAACAUGCAAACCUCCCUGAUAAUUUUUGUAUUGGAAUAUCCUGUGAAUGUACAAUUAUGUUCA